Molecule: messenger RNA, 3177 nt
Organism: Poecile atricapillus (Black-capped chickadee)
Lineage: Eukaryota; Metazoa; Chordata; Aves; Passeriformes; Paridae
Gene: MEIS1
Product: Meis homeobox 1
Exons: 12
Coding region: 513-1871 (452 amino acids)
Biological process (GO): positive regulation of cell population proliferation; brain development; embryonic pattern specification
Molecular function (GO): DNA-binding transcription activator activity, RNA polymerase II-specific; RNA polymerase II cis-regulatory region sequence-specific DNA binding
Source: RefSeq, a predicted model, not a curated record
CGCUGCCCUUCCUCCCGCGCCCGCCCCGCACGGCACCCGCGCCCGGCCCGCCUCCGCCAGCCUCGCCCGGCGGCCGCGCAGGGGCAGAGCGAGCCGGCGCCGGCGAGGAAUUAGGAGCGAUCCGAGGAGGAGCGAAAAAAAAAAGCCCCCCAUCAUCAUCAUCAUCAUCAUAAUAACCAUAAUAAAAGGAGAGCCGGCGCGUUAGCGAGCCUUUUUAAUUUUUAAUUUUUCCGCCUCCUUCUCCUCCUCCCUCGAUUUUAAAUAUUUUUUUUCUUUUUUCUAAAUUUUUAAUUUUUUUUUUUAUUUUUUCUCUUUUUUUUUUUUUUUUUUUUUUUUUUUUUUUUUUGGGUGAGCGCACUCGAAAAUUAACAUUCGCGGUGUCCUGCGCGGUGGGAGCACACGCAGCGGAUCAUCAUCAGUCAUUCACCACCUUGACAACCUCGCCUGUGAUUGACAGCCGGAGUGGCAAAAAGCCAUGAGACUUGUACGACGAGCUGCCCCACUACGGCGGCAUGGAGGGGGUGGGCAUCCCCACCACCAUGUACGGGGACCCCCACGGCGCCCGCCCCAUGCAGCCCGUCCACCACCUGAACCACGGGCCGCCGCUGCACUCGCACCAGUACCCGCACGCCGCCCACGCCAACGCCAUGCCCCCCGCCAUGGGCGCCUCCGUCAACGACGCCCUCAAGAGAGAUAAAGAUGCCAUCUACGGACACCCCCUGUUCCCUCUUUUAGCACUGAUUUUUGAGAAAUGUGAAUUAGCUACAUGCACACCCAGGGAGCCCGGGGUAGCGGGAGGCGAUGUUUGCUCCUCUGAGUCUUUCAAUGAAGACAUAGCAGUGUUCGCCAAACAGAUCCGAGCAGAGAAACCCCUCUUUUCCUCUAAUCCUGAACUGGAUAACUUGAUGAUUCAAGCCAUACAAGUAUUAAGGUUUCAUCUGUUGGAAUUAGAGAAGGUACACGAAUUAUGUGACAAUUUCUGCCACCGGUAUAUUAGCUGUUUGAAAGGAAAAAUGCCUAUCGAUUUGGUCAUAGACGAUAGAGAGGGCGGAUCAAAAUCGGACAGUGAAGACAUAACAAGAUCAGCAAACCUAACGGAUCAGCCCUCCUGGAACAGAGACCACGAUGACACGGCAUCGACGCGCUCUGGGGGAACCCCCGGACCCUCCAGCGGAGGACACACAUCACACAGCGGGGACAACAGCAGUGAGCAAGGUGACGGCUUGGACAACAGUGUAGCUUCCCCCAGCACAGGUGAUGAUGAUGAUCCAGAUAAGGACAAAAAGCGACAUAAAAAGCGUGGCAUCUUUCCCAAAGUAGCCACAAAUAUCAUGAGGGCAUGGCUGUUCCAGCAUCUAACACACCCUUACCCUUCAGAAGAGCAGAAAAAGCAGUUGGCACAAGACACAGGGCUCACUAUACUUCAAGUGAACAACUGGUUUAUUAAUGCUAGAAGAAGAAUAGUUCAGCCCAUGAUAGACCAGUCCAAUCGAGCAGGCAAUCAAGGAACACCCUAUAACCCCGACGGGCAGCCGAUGGGAGGUUUCGUGAUGGACGGCCAGCAGCACAUGGGCAUCCGAGCGCCAGGGCUGCAAAGUAUGCCAGGGGAUUAUGUGUCUCGGGGUAGUCCAAUGGGUAUGAAUAUGGGACAGCCAAGCUAUACGCCGCCCCAGAUGCCCCCCCAUCCUGCUCAGCUGCGUCAUGGCCCCCCCAUGCAUACCUACAUUCCUGGACACCCUCACCACCCAGCGAUGAUGAUGCAUGGAGGACCACCCCACCCUGGAAUGCCCAUGUCAGCAUCAAGCCCCACAAUGCUUCAUACCGGCGAGCCAGCAGUGAGCGGACAAGUGAUGGACAUUCAUGCUCAGUAGCUUAAGGGAAAUACACGUCGUCUGCAGCGAUGGUAGAUUUCAAACAUUGUCUUUCUGCAAUGACUAUGGAGUUCUUGGCGUCAACUUUGGACCAAGGGACGUUCCAGUUCUUCACAGGGACCCUGAAAAGCAGGAAAACACCAACUGAAGUCAACUUCUGGGGACAUGCUAAAUACCUAUAUAAGACAUUAAGAAAACAAAGAGUGAAAUAUUGUAAAAUGCUAUUAUACUGUUAUCCAUAUUACGUUGUUUCUUAUAGAUUUUUUAAAAAAAAUGUGAAAUUUUUCCACACUAUGUGUGUUGUUUCCAUAGCUCUUCACUUCCUCCAGAAGCCUCCUUACAUUAAAAAAGAAGCCUUACACUUAUCCUGCAAAUGACAGAAAGGGCUUAUUUGCAGGAUUUUUAGAGCAUUAAAAUAACUAUGUCAGGCAGAAGAAUCUUUCUUCUAUCCUAGGAUUUCAGCCAUGCGCACUCUCUCUCUCUCUCUCUCUCUCUCUCUCUCUCCCCCCUCUCUCCUCCUCUCUGUCCGUCUUUCUUCCCUUUCUCUCCCUUUCUCCCGUCUCUCUCCCUCUCUCUCUUUCUAGCCUGGGGCGUGAAUUUGCAUGUCUAAUUCAUUUACUCACCAUAUUUGAAUUGGCCUGAACAGAUGUAAAUCGGGAAGGAUGGGAAAAACUGAAGUCAUCAACAAUGAUUAAUCAGCUGUUGCAGGCAGUGUCUUAAGGAGACUGGUAGGAGGAAGCAUGGAAACGGAAAGGCAGUGUAUUCGAAGCCUAAUUGUCACAUCAGAGCAUCCUUGUCCCCAUGCAGCAACCACCACCUUGUACAUCACUUCCUGUUUUAUGCAGCUCAAAACAUGGACUGAAGAUUUAUUUUUAAUAUGUUGACUUUCUUUCUGGGCAAGACAUCGGUCAUGUGUGCAUUUUUUUUUUUUUUUCCAUAGUCCCAUCAUGGAGCAUUUAUGUAUACAUUGUAAAUAAAUUUUGUGCAAAAAGGACUGGAAAAAUGAUCUGUAUUAUUGCAAUUUUUUGUAAAAGUAGCAGUUUGGUAUGAGUUGGCAUGCAUACAGAUUUACUAAGUGGGAUAAGCUAAUUAUACUUUUGUUGUGGUUAAACAAAUGCUUGUUGAUAGCCUUUUUCUAUCAAGAAACCAAGGAGCUAAUUAUUAUUAAUAAUAAUCAUUGCACACUGAGUCUUAGAGUUUCUGAUUGAAACAGUUUGGAUUGUAUAAUAACUCAAAGCCCAGUUGUAGUAGUUUGAGUGCAGUAAUGAAAUCUGAAUCUAAAAUAAAAACAAAUUAUUUUUUGUCA